Messenger RNA from Tetrahymena thermophila SB210, 2433 nucleotides. RefSeq names its product ubiquitin carboxy-terminal hydrolase. The transcript is spliced from 6 exons. Gene Ontology annotation, biological process: protein deubiquitination. Gene Ontology annotation, cellular component: cytosol; nucleus. NCBI's taxonomy places the organism in Eukaryota, Ciliophora, Oligohymenophorea, Hymenostomatida, Tetrahymenidae. The record is from RefSeq and is a predicted model, not a curated record. Gene Ontology annotation, molecular function: cysteine-type endopeptidase activity; cysteine-type deubiquitinase activity.
AAAAAUAGUUAAGUAUAGAAUACAAUUAGUAAUUUUUAGUUUAUUGAAAUAUAAUAAAACAGAUAAAUGGAUAUAGAAAGUAAAAAUCAGCCAAAAAUAUAUGAAAAGAUGGACUUCGAAAGCGGAGGUAUUAUUAAAAAUGCUAGCGAAUAAGCAUUGAAGGGUAAAGCCGUCAUCGAGUCAAAUUUUGAAAUAUUCAAUAAAUGGCAAAAAAUUCAUAAGAUUGGACCUGGUUUAGCUAAUUUGGGCAACACAUGCUUCUUUAAUUCCGUCUUAUAAUGCUUAACAUAUACUCCUCCUUUAGCUAAUUACUUACUUAGUGGCGAGCAUAAAAAAACAUGUCCUAGAAAAGAAUCUUUUUGUGCAAUUUGCUUAUUAGAAUAACAUAUUGAGUAAUGUUUUUCAUAAAACAGACCUCCCGUUGUAUAACCUAGAAAAAUAAUUUAAAAUAUGCGCUAUAUAAACAAGAAAUUCAAACUAGGUAGAUAAGAUGACUCUCAUGAGCUAUUAAGAUUGCUCUUAGAGUCAAUGCAAAAAAGUGCACUGGAUUUUAAGCCUAAGGUAGAUUAAAAGAUAGAAGAAGCUACUCCUAUCUAUAAAAUGUUUGCUGGAAAGCUGAAAAGCCAAGUAGAAUGCUCAGUAUGCAACUAUCGUUCUGAAAACAUUGAAGCCUUCUACGACUUAUCAUUAGAAUGCAAAGAAUCUGUUUAGAAGUCAUUCGAGUUAUUCUUUAGAAAAGAAAAACUUGAAGGAAAUAACAAAUACAGAUGUUCUAAAUGCAAAAAGUUAGUAGAAGCACAGAAGGGAUAUGUCAUUCAUUAAUUGCCAAAUGUAUUAACACUUCAGAUCAAGAGAUUUAACAACUUUAUGAUGAAGAUUAAUACUCAUACCUAAUUUCCAGCUGAAAUAGAUAUCUCCAAGUAUGUCUAGCAAGCCAAUAAGAAACCAGAAAUAUAUGACUUAUAUGGAGUAUUAAUCCAUAUUGGUGGAGGUCUACAUUUUGGUCACUAUUAUUGUUAUGUUAAGAACUCUAAUGAUAUGUGGUACUGCAUGAAUGACUCUAGUGUUUCUUAAAGAUCAUUUUAAGAAGUUUCAAAAGAGAGACCAUACUUGCUCUUCUACGUCAAGAGAGAAGUUAUUACUAAACCUAAAAGAAAAUCCAGUGCUGAUUUAAGUAACUUAUAAAAAGAAGUUGUUAAAGAAGCCAUUAAAGAAGCUGCCACAGCUGCUAUUGAUUAAGGAAAAUAAUAAGUAUUGAAUGAAGAAUAAAAUGUAAACAAUAAAUAAAAAACACUUUGUGAUGAAUAUAAAGAAAUUGCAAAAUCUGAAUAGUGCCAAGAAUACAUGAAAUAGUUAGAUUCACUUUUUGCAAUAAAAAAGAAAAAUGAACCUGAAUAAAAGUCAGAAAAAAUAGUUGAAGAAAAGUAGUAGAAUAAAUAGGAAGUUAAAAAGGAUUAAAUUAAAUAGAAGUAAGCUGAAGAAUAGAAAUAAUAAGAUAUCUAGGAGAAUAAGAGUGAAGAAAAUAAAAUGGAAGAAGAAAAGGACUCUAAUAAGCAAGAUUAGAUAAGUAAAGAAAUUGAUGAUAAAUUCUAUUAAUUACAAAGAGACAGAAUGAAUAACAAAUAUUAAAGAUGCUAAUUUUAGGUUGUUAAGCUUAAGAAAAUAAAAAAAUUAAAGUACAUUACUGAUACCUUUAUGAGAAAAAGACUUAGAAGUUAAAUGGCAAAUUAAUUAUUAUAUUUAGGAAAUAGUCAAGCUAGUUUACAAACUAUAUCUAGACAAGAUAGUGCAGAAGAAAAUAAGCAAAAAGUCAAAUAGAUAAAUGGAGUUUAUGUAAAUUCUGAAGCAUUAGCUUAGAAUAUAGUUUCUACUAAAAGUGAUCAAUCUCUUAAACCAACAUCUAAUGGAUCAACAGCUCAAUCAACUCCUGAAACCAAGCAAUCCAAGCAAGCAAAUGAAGUAUUAAAACAAAAAGAAGCCAAGAUUGGAGAAAUAACAUAAAAUAAUUUAGAAUAUGGAGGUUUAAUUAAAACAUUGCAGUAAAAGAAUGAAGUUUCUCAAAAAGUAAAUGGCCAACAGAUUGUAAACUAAUCUGAGAAUAAGAAAUCAACCAACUCCCCAUUAAAUCUUUCAAGUUUAGAGUUGCUUUCUUAAAAUGACAGUGGCUCAUAGUUGUGGAACUCAAAGGAAAGCCAAUAGCUUGCUUAAUUCAGAAAUAAGGUAAAAGAACACAAUAAAAACAUACUUGAAUAUUAAAAAAAAGAGAAAGAUGAGUACGAUGUUGAAUACGAUAAGGGAAAACUUAAAAAAAUAAAAAAGAAGAAAGAAAAGCAAAGAAUCAACUUCGAUAAGUUAGCCUAAUAAUAAUAAAAAAAUAAAAAUAAAAAUGGUUACUAAUAAUAUUUAAAGAAGAAUAAAAAAUAAUAUAAAUGA